Bombus terrestris (buff-tailed bumblebee) is the source of this 614-nucleotide messenger RNA. RefSeq names its product mitochondrial pyruvate carrier 2. The record is from RefSeq and is a predicted model, not a curated record. The transcript has 3 exons. Bases 231 to 614 code for a protein of 127 amino acids. Gene Ontology annotation, cellular component: mitochondrial inner membrane. Gene Ontology annotation, molecular function: pyruvate transmembrane transporter activity. Gene Ontology annotation, biological process: pyruvate import into mitochondria. Lineage: Eukaryota; Metazoa; Arthropoda; Insecta; Hymenoptera; Apidae.
UGUUAUCCUAAUUAAUUAAUUAUAAUUACAAAUAUUUGUAUUAUCUAAAUGUGUUCAUAUUUUUAAUUUCUCGAAAUAAGCUUUAUUUAUUAACAUCACUAGGUAUAAUCAAACUUCAGUAUGACCAAGUCAAACCUUUUAUUAUCCCACAUAUCAUUUUUUUCCUGUCAAACUUUAUGACAAAAAACGAUUUUACAAUCGAAUAAAUAAAAAUUAAUUACCAUCAUACGAUGCCUCCACCGAAGAAGAAAAGUGCUUAUCAACGGUUAAUGAUACGAAUAUCUUGCCUCCUUCCAGCAAAACUUCGUCCUGUUUUUUUACAUCCUGCAGGACCGACUACUGUAUUCUUUUGGGCACCUACGUUUAAAUGGGGUUUGGUGUUGGCAGGAUUAGGUGACAUGAAGCGACCUCCAAACACGAUUUCUCUUACGCAAACUGCGAGUCUAAUGAUUACUGGUGCCAUAUGGUCCAGGUAUUCAUUGAUCAUCACACCAAAGAACUAUAAUUUAUUCAGUGUAAACGCGUUUACGUGUUUAACGGGAAUGUAUAAUUUUAUACGAGCUCUGCUGUACAAAAUAGAACAAGAGAAGGCUGAGGAAAAGGAUUUAGAAUAG